Messenger RNA from Boleophthalmus pectinirostris (great blue-spotted mudskipper), 843 nucleotides. RefSeq names its product C-type lectin domain family 4 member M-like. The transcript has 6 exons. Lineage: Eukaryota; Metazoa; Chordata; Actinopteri; Gobiiformes; Gobiidae. Bases 58 to 735 code for a protein of 225 amino acids. The record is from RefSeq and is a predicted model, not a curated record.
GUACAAAUAUGGAACAGAUUUACAGUCUUUGUUCAGUUGGUUUGAAGAGUGGCAGAGAUGUUGGGAGACAAAGAGCUUGAUUUUGACAAUUACUCUGGGCCACCAACUCGGAGUGACAAUAGUUCCCCAACUUGGAGACACAACGGAGUCUGUUCUGGGAGACGGGUGAAGGUGGCAGUGUUGACUGUGGCUGUGCUCGUGUCUGUGGCUCUGAUCAUCACUGUUGCCGUCCUUUUCUUUCCGAGACGUUCAUUGAGACUUCACUGUGACUUGGGCUGGGAGCUGAAUGGACCCAACUGUUAUUAUUUUUCCACACUGAAGUUAUCAUGGAGCCAAAGCAGAUGGCAAUGUCAAAAAGCUUCUGGAGACCUGGUGAAGAUCGAGAGCCGAGAGGAGCAGAGGUUCCUGUUUGGUAAAGUGAGACAUCUGAUGUCAGAGGAUGAAGAGAAGUUCUGGAUCGGACUGACAGACUCUGAGACUGAGGGAGAGUGGAAGUGGGUCGAUGGUUCUGCUCUGGACCCAAGUUUGUCUUUUUGGCAUAAACAUGGGAACAAUAUUCAGCCAGACGACUGGAACUAUUCGAUAUCGAAAUUGUUUUAUCCAGAUGGAGAAGACUGUGGACGGAUCGGGAAGAAAGCAGACAUUGAGUUUGAGGAGAAUUGUUGGUUUGAUCAGCACUGUGGAACAUCCAACAGAUUCAUCUGCGAGAAAACAGCAUCUCCAGAAAGUCCAUAGAAAUGACACAGGAAGUAUACAAAUAUAUCUUUAAAGACGCACCAUGUAACUUUUCUGUUGAUGCUAUUUCCUGAUCUAUAUUAUAAAGUCAUUUCCUCAUCACAAACA